Messenger RNA from Strongylus vulgaris, 691 nucleotides. NCBI's taxonomy places the organism in Eukaryota, Metazoa, Nematoda, Chromadorea, Rhabditida, Strongylidae. The record is from the annotation of a GenBank genome assembly.
AUUGGACUGAUGCAGAGGAUUUUAUGACAAAAGUCGCGGUAAAACAAGGUCGUCUUUUGAAGGGUGGAGAACCUGAUAUUACUGCCGUAGCAAAAGCUGUACUGAAUGAUUUUCAACGUGGUAAACUACCAUAUUUUGUCGUUCCACCUGGUUGUCAGGAGCGGGCUAAGAAGGAUUAUAAUGAGGCUCCCAUAACUGAAACAUGUGUGGAUGACACGGAUGUCGUAGUUGGAGCAGAUAGCGAAACUGGUGACGCGAAUGAGGACGACGGUGAAGGUAUUUCGAGUAAGCAAGAAGAUAGCAGUAACGUCGAGGAAAUGGAUGAGGACGACGACUUGACUGAUGUCGGUUCACUUUGUUCUGGUCUCAGCGAUCUCUCCGGGGUUAGUGAUCUGGAGGAGGAUCUUGAUGCCAUGCACUCCGACGAGGAAGAGAAGGAGGUGGGCUGGAAGAGGAAGAAAGCAGAGAAAAAUAUGUCGGAAACCGGAAAACGAGGUCGAGGAGUUCGUGCUGGCAAAAAACAUGCGAAAAAGCAGCGCUUGACUGGAAAGUCGAUAGUCCAAGCAGCGGGAGAAAUAUCGAAAUCAUCCGGAGUUGUUGACUUUGGCUCAAAGAAUUCUAAUGCAAAGAAGAGUAAUCAGUGGUGGCGAAAACUGCAGAAGAAGCAUAAAGUAAAACAUCAACAAUGACC